Messenger RNA from Lathyrus oleraceus (garden pea), 3300 nucleotides. RefSeq names its product rho GTPase-activating protein REN1. The record is from RefSeq and is a predicted model, not a curated record. The transcript is spliced from 24 exons. Gene Ontology annotation, biological process: signal transduction. Lineage: Eukaryota; Viridiplantae; Streptophyta; Magnoliopsida; Fabales; Fabaceae. Bases 372 to 2999 code for a protein of 875 amino acids.
CAAUUGUUCGUUCCUUGUACAUAGUGUUGUGUUUUUUCUUUCCCUCCAUCACGGUGCUUUGUUGUUUAACGUACACAUAUAUUAGGAAGGAACAAGACCCGCUCUUAAUCGAUUUUCAAUUUUCUUCCUUACCACCCUAAUAUUUCUCAUCACAUUCCAUUUCGAGAAGACAGAGAAACUACAUCACACAAAACAUUUCCCAAUUUUCACGCUUCCAUUGCUCUUCCUUUCUUCCUUCUCUCCCUUUCUCUCUCUUCAUACUUUUCUUUCAUCCAUUUUCUUCACCUCCAGGUUUGGUCCAUUCAUCAAUGCGGUUUUGGUUUCUUCUGGUGAAUCGUUUCAGAUAGUUCUGUGAUUUUUGGAUCACAGAUAUGAACAACACAAGUGCCGAAUUGUCUCAGGGAAAUAAUGGCGGUGCUUCUAUUCCUCCUCCUAACCCCCAGUCUGGACCACCAGAGCAUCAGACUUCUCGUGGUUCCGGAAACAAUGCGAUUUUCAAGAGUGGACCGCUUUUCAUAUCUUCCAAAGGAAUUGGAUGGACAUCGUGGAAGAAAAGGUGGUUUAUUUUAACACAAACUUCACUUGUUUUCUUCAGAAGUGAUCCGAAUGCUGUGCCUCUAAAGGGAAAUGAAGUGAAUUUGACCCUUGGUGGCAUUGAUCUCAACAAUUCAGGCAGCGUCAUUGUUAAAGCAGAUAAGAAACUUUUGACUGUACAAUUUCCCGACGGUCAUGAUGGACGAGCAUUCACACUUAAGGCUGAAACUACGGAGGACUUGUACGAGUGGAAGAUUGCACUCGAGAAAGCUUUAGCACAAGCGCCAACUGCUGCCAAUGCGUCGGAGCAAAAUGUGAAGGAUAGAGAACCAGCCAAAUCUACGGUAAUUGGCCGACCGAUUUUACUUGCUUUGGAGGAUGCUGAUGGAACUCCAUCGUUUUUGGAGAAAGCACUGAAAUUCAUGGAAGAGCAUGGAGCUAGCGUAGAAGGGAUCUUGCGACAAGCAGCUGAUGUUGAUGAUGUUGAACGCCGUGUUCGGGAAUAUGAACAAGGAAAAUCUGAGUUUGCUCCGGAUGAAGAUGCACAUGUCAUUGGUGAUUGUAUUAAGCAUGUUAUUCGGGGAUUGCCAUCUUCUCCGGUCCCUGCAUCUUGCUGUAAGGCACUGUUAGAAGCUUGCCGAACUGAACGCGGUGUUAGAGUUGCUUCUAUGCGCGCAGCAAUAAAUGACACUUUUCCUGAACCAAAUCGCCGCUUAUUGCAAAGAAUACUGUUGAUGAUGCAAACUGUGGCUUCACAAAAAGCUGUAAACAGAAUGAGUUCCUCAGCUGUGGCAGCUUGCAUGGCACCAUUACUUCUUCGUCCCCUUCUAGCCGGAGAGUGUGAGAUCGAUAAUGAUUUUGAUGUAGGUGGUGAUGGUUCUGUUCAACUUCUACAAGCAGCUGCAGCUGCUAAUCAUGCCCAAGCAAUUGUUAUAACCUUAUUAGAAGAAUAUACCAGCAUAUUUGGGCAGGAAGGUUCCGAGUCCCCUGAUAUAUACACCGACUCAGAAGAGAGUGGAUCUGAGAGUGAGGAAGGUACUGAUGAUGAUCUAUCCUAUGAUGAUGAUGAUGAUGAUUAUGACGAUGAAUCAGUGCAAGAAUCUGAUGAAGAUGAUGUUGUCAGCGAAUCCUACACUGAAACUGGAGAUUCUGAGGCUGACGAUUACGAUGACAAGGAUCGUGAUCAUUCUCGUUCAAGUUCAAAAUCCUCAGAUGUGAGUGAUGAAGUUAAAGUCGAUCAAAUGUUAACACAGUCACGCGAAGGCUCACCGAUUGAACAUGAAAAUGCCAAAGGUAGUGAAAAUCUCAGAAGUCCUAAGACGGCAGCUAAUGCAGAUAAAUCCAAUAAGCCCGUUGAAACUUCUACUGAUCUAGAUGGUAUGCAUGAUUCAAAUUCUUCUAGUCAAUCACAUAUGAAAAAGUCUGCAACCAUGUCCAAUGGCCCAGCACCUCGGCACCGAAACAUGUUGGGGCGCACCUCUGCAAGGAAGAACUUAUCUAUGGAAUCCAUUGACCUUCCUAGUGAAGAGGAUGAUGAAAUGGAAAAGCUUGAAGCUGCUAAGACAGAACUACAAAACCAAAUUGCAGAUGAGGUGAAGGAGAAUGAAAAGCUGCAAUCAAAGAUCGAUGAACGAAAGCAAGACAUACGAGAGCGGCGUUUGGCACUUGAGCAAGAUGUGGCUAAACUACAAGAACAGUUACACAAGGAGAAGAGUUCUCGGGCAACUCUUGAGACUAGGGUAGAACUUCAGGAAUUAGCUCUGGUAGAAGUGGAUCUUUCCAACUUAGAGCGGAUGGUUGAGGAGCUUGCGCAGCGGCUUAAUGUUAAAAUCGAGCAUAAAUAUCUAUCUACUUCAAGUAUCAGGAAGACAUCGCGACAAUUAUCAAAUCAGGAAAGAAAAAUGAAACGUAAGGGAGAUGCUGAAGUUUCUGCGACAUCACAAUAUGAAAGGUCAAUGAGUAAGGACUCUAUUCUUAGCGGAGGAGAAAGUGAUUCUGAGAGAAAGCCAGAGUCGACGCCUUCACAAAACAAACAGCCACCAACAUCCAAGAGAGCUACUUCAAGGGGUGAGGGAGCAAAUACUUCUGCACUCACAAAACUGACAUCCAGGCUGAACUUUUUGAAGGUGGGCCGAAGUCAAGCUGUAAAUGAACUACAAAACGCGGAUAGAGGCCGAGAGUCGAGUCAGUCUUCGCGCAACCAAGAUAAAGGAAAAGGAUCUGAACGUCACCAACCACUUCCUUCCCCGAGAAUGAACCCAGAAAAAGGUAAAGUCAUGGAGAAUUCCAAGUCACUGGAAAAAGGAUCGAGCAAAGGUAAAUCACAACAAAGUUCAGAGAAAUUUAGAAAGUCAGAUAGUCAGCCAGGCUACCACUCAGAAGGAUGGGAUCAACAUACAGCUUACUUAGAAAGAGGAAGGUCAGAAGGGCAUCAUCAGUCUUUUAACGUGGAUAAAGGUCGAUGAUGAUCACGCCAGGUUUUUGUUACACAUGAAAUCGAGAUGAUGCGGGGCUAUUGUAAUCAGUUGUUGUUUUGCCAUUAUUUAUGUCUUCAGCAAUGUUUUGUGAGAAGAAUCUUUCUUUCCUAAGGUUGGCACAAGAGCCUUUUUUCAAAUGAGAGCGGCGGUGAAGUCCAUUUACCCGCGAAAACAGGAUGUGCAAAGAUUAGAUAAACUGAAAUGUUUUGUAGCCUAACAUGCUGGAUUUUACUGACUCAGUGAACAGCAUGAUGAUUUUGCAAUUACAUUAUUUAAUUUGUAACUACAA